This is a messenger RNA of Elephantulus edwardii (Cape elephant shrew), 3116 nucleotides long. It is a transcript of the gene FRMD4B, whose product is annotated as FERM domain containing 4B. NCBI's taxonomy places the organism in Eukaryota, Metazoa, Chordata, Mammalia, Macroscelidea, Macroscelididae. The record is from RefSeq and is a predicted model, not a curated record. Gene Ontology annotation, biological process: establishment of epithelial cell polarity. The transcript is spliced from 23 exons. Gene Ontology annotation, cellular component: cytoskeleton; adherens junction; bicellular tight junction. The coding region runs from base 3 to 3116 and encodes 1037 amino acids.
GCAUGGCUUCUGUGUUCAUGUGCGGAGUGGAGGACCUGGUGCUCGGCGGAAGCCGCCUGGUGUGGAACUUGACAGUGUCCACGCUGCGGAGAUGGUACACCGAGCGCCUACGCGCUUGCCACCAGGCGCUCCGAGCGUGGUGCGGGCUGCGGGACGUGUACCAGAUGACGGAAGGCAGGCACUGCCAGGUGCACCUCCUGGAUGACAGGAGACUGGAGCUGCUGGUGCAGCCCAAACUUCUGUCAAGAGAGUUACUUGACCUGGUGGCUUCACAUUUCAACCUGAAAGAAAAGGAGUACUUUGGAAUAACAUUCAUAGAUGACACGGGUCAGCAGAACUGGCUACAGUUAGACCACCGAGUUCUUGAUCACGAUUUGCCUAAGAAACCAGGCACAGCCAUUUUGCACUUUGCUGUGAGGUUUUACAUUGAAAGCAUAUCAUUUUUAAAGGACAAGACCACCGUGGAGCUGUUUUUCCUGAAUGCAAAGUCCUGUGUGCACAAGGGGCAAAUCGAAGUGGACAGCGAGACCACCUUCAAGUUAGCCGCGCUCGUUCUGCAGGAAGCCAAAGGAGAUUAUACCAGUGAUGACAAUGCCAGGAAAGAUCUAAAGACACUACCAGCCUUUCCAACCAGAACUCUCCAGGAGCAUCCAUCCCUUGCUUACUGCGAGGACAGGGUCAUUGAGCAUUAUUUGAAAAUCAAAGGUCUGACUCGAGGUCAAGCUGUGGUCCAGUAUAUGAAAAUAGUAGAAGCUCUGCCAACCUACGGAGUCCAUUACUAUGCAGUAAAGGAUAAACAAGGAAUUCCUUGGUGGCUUGGGAUCAGUUAUAAAGGAAUUGGCCAGUAUGAUUUACAAGAUAAAGUGAAGCCACGGAAAUUAUUCCAGUGGAAGCAGUUAGAGAACCUGUAUUUCCGUGAGAAGAAAUUUGCUGUUGAAGUUCACGACCCACGAAGGAUUUCAGUGUCAAGAAAGACCUUUGGGCAAAGUGGCCUCUUUGUGCAGACGUGGUAUGCAAACUCUUCUCUCAUCAAAUCCAUCUGGGUAAUGGCCAUUAGUCAACAUCAGUUUUACUUGGACCGGAAGCAAAGCAAAGCAAAAAUCCCCUCCGCCAGGAGUUUAGAUGACAUCGCAAUGGAUCUGACAGAGAUGGGGAUGCCACGAGUCUCCAUGCUGGCGACGCUCGAGGCCAAGAGCCAGUUCAUCAUGGCGAGCAAUGGCAGUUUAAUCUCCUCAGGCUCUCAAGACUCAGAGGUUAGUGAGGAGCAGAAAAGAGAGAAAAUUCUGGAACUCAAGAAGAAGGAAAAGUUGUUGCAAGAAAAACUCCUAAAAAAAGUCGAGGAGCUGAAAAAGAUCUGUUUGCGAGAAGCUGAGCUCACUGGCAAGAUGCCCAAGGAGUAUCCACUGAACGUAGGGGAAAAACCUCCUCAGGUCAGGAGGCGGGUGGGCACCGCAUUCAAACUAGAUGACAACUUGCUGCCGAGCGAAGAGGAUCCUGCUUUGCAAGAGCUGGAGAGCAAUUUCCUAAUACAGCAAAAGCUAGUUGAAGCUGCGAAGAAACUUGCCAACGAGUCAGACCUGUGUAAAACAGUAAGGAAGAAACGAAAGCAGGACUACACUGAUGCUGUCAGAAAGCUCCAGGAGAUCGAAAAUGUCAUCAACGAGUACCGAAUUAGAUGUGGCAAAAAGCCUAGCCAGAAAGCAGCCGUUAUUUUACCAGAAGAUGUAAUCCCAUCAGAAAGUAGCUCCUUGUCAGACACCACUACCUACGAUGACCCCAAUGACUCCUUCACUCUGGCUGGGCAGCGAUCAAAUUCAGUUCCUCAGUCUCCAAGAAUCCUUCCCCCCAGGUCUCUUGGCCUUGAGCGAGUCCAUUUCAGAAAGUCAUCCAUCAAUGAACAUUUCAUGGAUUCUAGGCCGUCCAGAGAAAUGCUGUCAACACACAGCAGCCCUUACAAAACUCUGGAGCGGCGGCCGCAGGGAGGACGGAGCAUGCCCACCACGCCAAUCCUCACCCGCAAUGCCUACAGCAGCAGCCACUUGGAACCCGACUCGUCCUCUCAGCCCUCCCGCCAGCGCAGUGGGAGCCUUGAGUCCCAGUCUCACCUGCUUUCUGAGAUGGACAGCGACAAGCCACUGUUCUCCCUCUCCAAAUCCCACAGAAGCAGCAGCACUGAGAUCCUAGAUGAUGGGUCUUCCUACACCAGCCAGUCAAGCACUGAGUAUUACUGUGUGACGCCCAUUGCUGGCCCGUGCUACACUACCCAGACCCUAGACACGCGGGCCAGGGGUCGGAGGCGGUCAAAGAAGCACAACGUUUCUUCCUCAAAUUCAGGAAGCAUGCCUAACCUGGCACAAAAGGACAGCCUGAGGAACGACAUCUGUUCACAGAGCCAGGAGCAGCCCUCGUCCAGUUACUAUAUUACAGGCUGCACACAGUACCCCUACCCAGAGUGCGACCUGUAUUACAGUGGUGGCUAUGUCUAUGAAAAUGACACCGAGGGACAGUACAGCGUCAACCCUUCCUACCGGGCAUCAGCCCACUAUGGAUAUGAGUGCCAAAGGGACUACAGUCGGUCCUUUCACGAAGACGAGAUGGUCCGGGCACCCCAAAACCUAUAUGCAACUCUCCGACUGCCAAGGAAGGCAACUGCUAAAUCGGAGCACAUCACCAAAAAUAUCCACAAGGCCUUAGUCGCGGAGCAUCUGCGAGGCUGGUAUCAGCGGGCCUCUGGGCUGAAGGACCAGGGCCACAGCUCACAGAUGAGCUUUGACUCGGACAGGGGGUCCCAGAGACGCCUAGGCUUUGCUGGGCUGCAGGUUCCUUGUUCACCAAGUAGUCGGGCAUCAUCCUACUCAUCAGUGUCUUCCACAAAUGCUUCCGGGAACUGGAGAACGCAGAUAACCAUCGGGAUAGCUGACUAUGAGGCUUCUGCACACUCUUCCUACACCAGCUGCUAUGGCAACUUGUACACCCCUCUGCCCUCGCCAAGCAGACAGUACACAGAGGCCAGUCACCUGGACAGUGCGGACGGAAGUCAGUUGGGGGACAGCCUGGACAGCAGCGAGCAGAGACUCUUCUGGCAUGAAGACUCCAAGCCUGGAACAUUAGUUUGA